Messenger RNA from Onychostoma macrolepis, 4941 nucleotides. RefSeq names its product lysyl oxidase-like 1 (gene loxl1). Gene Ontology annotation, biological process: peptidyl-lysine oxidation. The record is from RefSeq and is a predicted model, not a curated record. Bases 361 to 1980 code for a protein of 539 amino acids. The transcript is spliced from 7 exons. Lineage: Eukaryota; Metazoa; Chordata; Actinopteri; Cypriniformes; Cyprinidae. Gene Ontology annotation, molecular function: protein-lysine 6-oxidase activity; copper ion binding.
AGUCAGAGGCAAAUAGUGAAGUGCAGAGGAGAGCAACAGGCAGUCAUCUCCAGAGAGAGCCUGAGAGCAAUGCUCAGUCCACUGACAACAACUCAACAUCUGGACAGUAAGGAAGAGGGAGGUUUUUCAUACUGCAGCCUGCCCUGGGGCCUCAGAAAUCAUCUGCCUUCUUCACAGCAAUGCCUGCACCACAUACUGAACCAAGGACAAAGUUUCUUCACUGCAUGUAGUCUGAUUUGCACAUGGACAUUGUAAGUCCUCUAUGCCUUACCACCUUUAACCUGCUGGAUCAAGGGAUACAAUUUGAAGUUUCACUGUCCACUUUUUUCUGAAGUUGUUUUCCAUGCAAAUCUUAUCAAUAUGCUGCCUGUGGUUUUCGUGACAUGGUGGGUCUGGGUUUUGCUUGGAAGUGUAGGGGGACAGUCCCAAUCUCAGCAUCAGUCUCAGACUGAUGACUCAAACCCAUGGAGACAGAUGAUUCAGUGGGAGAACAAUGGACGUGUGUUCAGUCUUCUCAACAGUGGGGCUGAAUACGUCCCGGCUCGGGCUCAGGAGCGUGCGAGGAACCCCCGAGUGCUUUUAGCAGACACUCUCAACCGCCGAUCACAGGGUGGGAAUGUACGGAGGCAAGCACCCUCCAGAGGAAGCUCUGAGACUGUGAGAGGCCAAGCCAGACAUCCGUUUGGGUUUGGCCAGGUACCGGACAACUGGCGUCAAGGUUCAGCUGGAACAGGUGAAACAAGUCGCUUCCAGUCAUCUACCGGCUCUCGCUUUAGACCAUCCUCUGGCUCAUCCUCCUCUUCAUCCUCCUCCUCUUCUUCUUAUCCACAGUAUCCGUUCCCUCAACAGCCUCCUUAUUCUGCUCCUCAUGACUCGGUUUCGGACAGGUCACACGAACCUCCCUUCCGUGGAACGGGGUACUCCACUGGUGGUGGCUAUGCCGGAGGAGGUUAUGGAGGAGGUGGGUACUCCACUGGAAGUUUUGGAGGAGGUAGCUAUAAUGGAGGGGGUACUGCAACUGAUGACAGGUAUCGAUACUAUCCCUCUUACGGUCAACCAUACCAAGCUGUUCCUGCCCAGCCUGCGCAGCCACCGGUCUCUGAUGGAUUGGACCACAGGUACAUGCACAGUCUGUACAACGAGGACUCUCGAGAUGCUGCAGUACCUGUUUCUAGCAACACGGGCUCAUCGUUCCAGCCUGCGGUGCAAAGCCCCCAGUAUGAACAGUUCCCCCCCUAUGGAAGGCCCCAACCACAGCCUCCGUUUGUACAACCACCUCCACGCAACCCUCUCGUCUCUAACAACGCAGAGAGCCCCAACAUAAAUGCAGGGAGUGUUUAUCGUCCUCAGCAAAGAGGUUUGCCCGACCUGGUUCCUGACCCGAAUUAUGUCCAAGCCUCCACAUACAUUCAAAGAGCCCAUAUGUACUCCUUACGCUGUGCUGCAGAGGAGAAGUGUUUGGCCAGCUCCGCCUAUAGUGAUGACACCACAGACUACAGUGUCAGGGUUCUUCUGCGCUUCCCUCAGAGAGUGAAGAACCAAGGGACGGCUGAUUUCAUGCCCAACCGACCUCGUCACACCUGGGAGUGGCACAGCUGUCACCAACAUUACCACAGUAUGGAUGAGUUCAGUCACUACGAUCUGUUAGAGGUCAGCAGCGGCCGGAAGGUGGCGGAGGGACACAAGGCCAGCUUCUGUCUGGAGGACACGACCUGCGACUUCGGCCAUCUCAAACGAUACGCAUGUACUUCACAUACCCAGGGUCUCAGUCCAGGUUGCUAUGACACAUACAAUGCAGAUAUUGAUUGCCAAUGGAUUGACAUCACUGAUGUUCAGCCAGGAAACUAUAUACUCAAGCUCCAGGUUAACCCAAAGUACUUGGUGCAUGAGUCGGAUUACACCAACAAUGUAGUCAGGUGCAAUAUCCACUACACAGGGCGCUUUGUCAAGACAACAAACUGCAAAAUCUCCCAGUCAUGAUCUGUCAGAUCUGGAUGAAUCUCCAUGGAAGCGCUGUUUCAUUACAAUGUGAAUGGAAUUCCUGGUUCGGUUGCGAUUGUUUAUUGCAUUUGUCUCGGUUCCCGUUUCUGUGCUGUUCUUGUGAAGCUGGGAGGAACAAGCUACGAGCACACACAAUGUCACCCUCAAGCAAAACCAAACACACAGUGAAGAAUCCCAUACUUCACAGCAAAAUAGUGAAGCUUCACAACGUCUAUUUUCCUUCCAGCCACCCCAUUAACCCUGGUUUUUCAUAAAAACACACACUCGCUGCCCCCAAUUAAGUCUAAUUCUUUCACCAUUUUUAAGUGGCUUACAUCACUGGAAUGCAAAGUGAGAUCAGGUAUGGCACUGCUGAACUGUAAUUCUGUCAUUCAGAUAAGAAAAAAAUCAGCAACUGGAAACAAUCCUCCUUUUUUCCAAGCCUCUCUCUUUGUCUGUGCCACUUUAGCAAAGGUGCAAUAUUGAAGAAAGAGUCGUAAGAGAGAACAGCCAGCGUUGUCAGUCACCCUCCAGCUAACCAAUUAAGUAAAAAGUGGUUUUAGUUUGAAUGAGGGGCCUGGAAAAAAAUAGCUUUGGGAUUAAAGCACUUUGAAUAAAUGCCUUGAAUCCAAAAGCUGGAGGCAGUUUAUUAAGGUGUUUUUACCUUGGAGGUUUAUUAUAGUCUUUUACUUAACCUGCUGUGAUUUACAUUAAAUUGGAUUGUAAUGUUGCCUUGUAUGUCAGUCCAUUGAUAAUGCAUUCAAGCCAUACUUGAGAUGUUCCCUCUACAAGCAGCUGAAGCUCUAUUUCAGUGAUUAAGUAAACAUUUCAGGUUCAAUACAAGAAUUAACCGACAGAAUUUGUGGCAUAAUGUUGAUUACCACCACAAAUAAUUUGCAAGUAAUUACACUGAACCCCUUGCAAUGAAAGUAAAUGGCAUGUAAAUUGUAAAAUGUAAAUUGUAAAUUGUCAUAGCAAUGAAAUUGUAAAAUUGGAUGUAACUUUACGCAGAAAAAAAAUAGUGAUUUUCUGCAAUAAAAUCCUGCAUAUUGUUUACAUCUUGUGGCUGUACUAUUGAAACAAGUAUGAGUAUCUGGUUUUAUUUAGUUAAUGGAUUUUCCCCAUUCACUUCCAUUGUAAGUGCUUUAAAACUGUAAUGCUUUUUAAAGAAAACGUGUAUAUAUAUAUCUUUUUUUUUUUUUCUGUGUGUCAAUCAACAUUCAUUUUGCAUUUACCAGACAGUUUUAUCCAAAAGAGACUUGCAUUGCAUUCAAGGCAUGCACUUUAUCAGUUCAUGCUUCCCCUGGGAAUCGAACGCAUGACAUUGCUGUUGAUCUACAUUAACAUUUAUGAAUGUGGCAAAUGCUUUUAUCCAAAGUGACUUGCAUUGCAUUUAAGGUAUGUAUUUAUCAACACAUUCCCUGGGAAUUUAACCCAUGACCUUGCUGUUGUUAGUGCCAUGAUCUACAUUUACAUUUAUGCAUUUACCAGACAGUUUUAUCCAAAAAAGGCUUGCUUUGCAUUCAAGGUAUGCAUUUUGUCAGUAUCAUGCAUUCCCUGGGAAUCAAACCCAUGACUUUGCUGUUGCUAGUGCCGUGAUCUACACUUACAUUUAUGGAUUUGGCAAAUUGGCAGACACUUUUAUUCAAAGUGAUUUACAUUGCAUUCAAGGUAUGCAUUUUAUGAGUCCAUGCAUUCCCUGGGAAUCAAACCUAUGACCUUGCUGUUGCUAACUGCAUGAUCUACAUUUACAUUUAUGCAUUUGGCAAAUACUUUCAUGCAAAGUGAAUUACACUGCAUUCAAGAUAUGCAUUUUUUUCAGUCAGUGCAUUCCCUGGGAAUCGAACCCAUGACCUUGUUGUUACUAUCUGCGGGAGCUACAUUUGCAUUUAUGCAUUUACCAGACAGUUUUAUCCCAAAAAAGAAUUGCAUUGCAUUCAAUGUAUGCAUUUUGUCAGUUGAUGCAUUCCCUGGGAAUUCUAAUGCCAUGAUUUAUAAACAUUAUGUCACAAGUGCUGUCGUAUUGAACUUGUAUAUUCAAGCCAGGAAUAUUCCUCGAGUGUUAAGCUUGUAAACCUUCCUUUGUGAGAUUUACUUGUUCUGACGUCCAUGUUGGAACGUAUCUAUUGUUUCUUUAACUGCCAACACCGGUCAGCUGCCACAGGUCGCCAUAUAUGAUACAAUUAACUCACCGAUGCAUGCCAUUAUCUAGGUAAGAAAUGAAUUUAUUUUAUCAUAUUAUAUUCAUACCCACUGUUCUGAUGUACUGUGUGGAGGGAAAUGCUGUACUUGCUGUGUUACACUCCAGGAAUUCAUAUUUCUUUGUAUCUGAAAUUGAGAUUUAUGCCUUGAUCGUUAAAUCGAACACAGACUUAGUUGAUACUACUGUUGCAAAGCUAACAUUGCAUAACUUGAUGUUACUGACAAUCUUAAUUCUAUCCGUACCUACCUCGGAAAGAGAAAGUUAAACAUAUGCAGUGAAAAAGAGCUCCUAAUGACGCUACGCUUGAAGAGCCCUAAAUGACAAACAUCAAACUCAUAAGCUGUAAUCUAAUAAAUUCUGUUAAAUGCAUACAAAGCAAGCUUUCUGUGAGGGUCGUCGGAUAUGUGUGAAUGGAGAGUGUGUUAUGAUGCAUCACACGCUUCAACCAAAGCUAAAUGAAUUCCUUUCUGUGGUGAGCAGUUCUUUUAUUAUGAAAACAUGUUACAGUGUUUUCCAUUAUCAAGAUCCAGAUCAAAUGCAGAACAGACUUUGUCUUAUCGUAUCUCUUUAUACUCUGCAUAAAUGAUUAUUAUAACAUUGUUUAUAGUGUAGACAGUAAAUUUGUGUUUGGUUGCUAUCUGGUUUUGUGGUCCAUGACAGGAGCAUAUCAGUCUCUUUGAGUUGUUGUUAUCAUUGUUGUGGUUGUCUGUUUUAUUUUUUCAUACUGGAUCUUUAAAUAAAGACUGAAGUGUAUACCA